Bombus pyrosoma is the source of this 1714-nucleotide messenger RNA. Its product is annotated as casein kinase I. Gene Ontology annotation, biological process: negative regulation of canonical Wnt signaling pathway; peptidyl-serine phosphorylation; signal transduction. Gene Ontology annotation, cellular component: cytoplasm; nucleus. The transcript has 6 exons. Bases 303 to 1352 code for a protein of 349 amino acids. Lineage: Eukaryota; Metazoa; Arthropoda; Insecta; Hymenoptera; Apidae. The record is from RefSeq and is a predicted model, not a curated record. Gene Ontology annotation, molecular function: protein serine/threonine kinase activity; ATP binding.
CGCAACGUCAGUUGCUCUCGUGCUUCUAGCGAAAGGGAAAAUGUCGGCGUAUUAGUGGGGUUUUGUUGUGCCACUAGAGAGUGACUUUUGGGCUACCUGAGCAGAUUUUUAUCGAAGAAAAUCGUCGAUCGUUGCGGCUUUGGGAAUAGUCAACAUCGUCGAGUUUGCCAGUAAAUGGCGUAUAAGUCCUAUCGGGUACGCUUAGUACUUUAAAUCAGGUUCGAGUCCGACGUGAGCCAGUCGUAGAAGUCCGCCGUCGGUUCUAGCGGAGGAAGGAUAGAAAUAAGGAAGCCAGGAGCAAUAUGUCGAUGCAGUUGGCAAUGUCAGUAGCAAAGAAUGAGUUUAUCGUGGGUAGCAAAUACAGGCUGUUGAGAAAGAUUGGCUCGGGAUCCUUUGGCGACAUUUACCUCGGUAUCAACAUCUCUAAUGGUGAGGAAGUUGCUGUUAAGUUGGAAAGUAUACGUGCUCGACAUCCUCAACUGCUAUAUGAGUCAAAGCUAUAUAAAAUUUUGCAUGGUGGUAUAGGAAUACCUCAUAUACGUUGGUAUGGACAAGAACGAGAGUAUAAUGUACUUGUCAUGGACCUCCUUGGUCCAUCUCUUGAAGACCUUUUCACCUUUUGUACUAGAAGAUUCACAAUAAAAACAGUCUUAAUGUUAGCAGAUCAAAUGAUUGGUAGGAUUGAAUAUGUUCAUUGCAAACAUUUUAUUCAUAGAGACAUCAAACCAGAUAACUUUUUAAUGGGUAUUGGCCGUCACUGUAAUAAGCUCUUUCUUAUUGAUUUUGGAUUAGCUAAAAAAUAUAGAGAUAGUCGUACAAGACUGCAUAUAAUGUAUCGAGAAGAUAAAAAUUUAACAGGCACAGCAAGGUAUGCUUCGAUUAAUGCACAUCUUGGAAUAGAACAGAGCCGCCGUGAUGAUAUGGAAUCACUUGGUUAUGUGCUUAUGUAUUUCAAUCGCGGAUCUCUUCCUUGGCAAGGACUUAAAGCUGCUACCAAAAAGCAGAAAUAUGAGAAAAUAAGUGAAAAGAAAAUGUCCACGCCUGUGGAAGUUUUAUGUAAGGGAUUUCCUGCUGAAUUUGCGAUGUAUUUAAAUUAUACACGAGGUCUACGUUUCGAAGAAAGUCCAGAUUAUAUGUAUCUUCGCCAACUUUUCCGUAUACUUUUCCGUACAUUGAAUCACCAAUAUGAUUAUACUUUUGAUUGGACAAUGUUGAAACAAAAAAAUUGUCUCCCUACUUUAACAUCUGCAACUGGUCCAGGCCAAUCCGCACCAAAUGCUCAGGGGCAAGGACAAGCCCAAGCUCAGCCACCAGCUCAGACCAACGCUCAACCAGAAAGGAUAAAACUAUAAUUCCUUGUCAUUGCAUCAAUCCUAUUUGCAGUUAUUGAAGUGUCCAAGACCAGGUACUCAACUUUGUAUGAAUGCCAUGCAAAGAGUCAAAUCAAUCAAUCCUCUAAGUUUGCAUUAAGGAGGAGAUUUAUGGUUACAAGCGUAUCGUACACGAGUAAAGGACAAUGCCACGGGUACACGUUUGUGAAUUCGCUAAUUAGUGAAAACUUCAAUGUAUUCUCAGUGCUUAGAGUUUUGGUUGAUCCACCUCUUUGUGCUUAAAAUCCAAGUGAAAUCAGCCAGAGGUGGCUUGUUCUUAUUUUGUUAUUACCUAUUUAAUUCACCGUUGAUAAUAAUUGAAAUAAAGGUUUUGAUGCCCCGAA